Drosophila albomicans is the source of this 2317-nucleotide messenger RNA. RefSeq names its product PDF receptor (gene Pdfr). The record is from RefSeq and is a predicted model, not a curated record. The coding region runs from base 17 to 2101 and encodes 694 amino acids. Gene Ontology annotation, molecular function: G protein-coupled peptide receptor activity. NCBI's taxonomy places the organism in Eukaryota, Metazoa, Arthropoda, Insecta, Diptera, Drosophilidae. Gene Ontology annotation, cellular component: plasma membrane. Gene Ontology annotation, biological process: adenylate cyclase-modulating G protein-coupled receptor signaling pathway; cell surface receptor signaling pathway. The transcript has 9 exons.
CACCAACAACAACAUCAUGUCAUCAGCAACAACAACAACAACAACAGAAGCAACAGCAGCAGCAACCACAUCAGUCACAUCUGCAGUCACAAUUUCGUCACUUUCGACAGCUGGCGCCUCAUCGCUAAACGAUUCGAAUGUCAUCAAUCGGCUGGCGGAUGUCACAAUUGGCACACAUUUUGAGCCAAGCAGCGCAAUGUCAGCAAAUGUCAGCGUGGAUCCAGCCGCCAGUUCGCCCUGGAACAUCACCUAUGUUUCCGUCUCGGCCACCAGCUACAACAACUGUUCCGCCCUGUUUGCCAACUACACCCAACCGCAAGCAGGCAUUUAUUGCAACUGGACUUGGGACUCGCUGCUCUGUUGGCCACCAACGCCGGCCGGCGUGCUCGCCCGCAUGAAUUGCCCCGCUGGCUAUCACGGUGUGGAUCCACGCAAGUUUGCCAACCGCAAGUGCGAGCUUGAUGGUCAUUGGGGUGGCCGACCCAACGAGACUGAACCAAAUCCCGCUGGCUGGACCGACUAUGGACCCUGCUACAAGCCCGAGGUCAUACGACUCAUGCAGGAGAUUAAGGAUGUGAAUCUCUAUAUGGAUAUUGCGCAGCGAACACGCACUCUGGAGAUUAUCGGACUAUGUCUGUCCCUAUUGGCAUUGAUCAUAUCGCUGGUAAUCUUUUGCGCAUUUCGAUCGCUGCGCAACAAUCGCACCAAGAUACACAAGAACCUCUUCAUUGCCAUGGUGCUGCAGGUGAUUGUGCGACUGACCCUCUACCUAGAUCAGUUUCGACGUGGCAAACCGGAGGCGGCGACCAAUGCGAGUCUUUCGGUUAUUGAAAACACGCCGUAUCUGUGUGAAGCAUCCUAUGUGCUGUUGGAAUACGCACGAACCGCGAUGUUUAUGUGGAUGUUCAUUGAGGGACUCUACUUGCAUAACAUGAUCACUGUCGCCGUAUUCCAGGGCAGCUUUCCGCUCAUCAUCUUCUCGCUGCUGGGCUGGGGAAUGCCAGUGGUAAUGACCACCGUCUGGGUGCAGUGCACAGCCAUCUUCAUGGACACAUCGCUGGGUGAUUGCAUGUGGAACUACAAUCUGACACCGUACUAUUGGAUACUGGAGGGACCACGGCUGACCGUCAUAUUGCUGAACUUCUUCUUUCUGGUGAACAUUAUACGCGUGCUUGUGGUGAAGCUGCGUCAGUCGCAGGCCAGCGACAUCGAGCAGACACGCAAAGCGGUGAGAGCGGCAAUUGUGCUGCUGCCGCUGCUGGGCAUAACGAAUCUGUUGCAUCUGGUGCCGGCACUGAAAACGGCUUGGAAAUUCGCUGUGUGGAGCUAUGUGACACAUUUCCUAACAUCGUUCCAGGGCUUCUUCAUAGCGCUCAUCUAUUGUUUCCUCAAUGGCGAGGUGCGCACUGUGCUGUUGAAGAGCCUGGCCGUGUGGAUGUCGGUGCGUGGACAUCCCGAGUGGGUGCCAAAGCGUGCCUCGAUGUAUUCGGGUGCCUACAACACCGCCCCCGAUACCGAUGCACUCCAGCAGCCAGGCGAUGCUCCGCCGCCAGCAACAACUACAGCGGCUGGCAAGCGUGUAUCGCCGCCGAACAAACGCUUGAAUUGCCGCAAGGCCAGCAGCGUGAGCAUUGUCAUCGCCAAGGAGCCGCAACGUCAGCGGCUUGUGCAACAACAGCAGCAACAGCAGCAGCGUAACAACAACAAUUCGCGCAACAUAAUGCCAGACGAUGAGGCAUCCGCAUCGGCAACACGCAUACAGAUCAAAGAUGCGCCCUCGUCGGGACAUCGCAACUGGAUGAUCGGCCUGUGCUUUCGCGGCCAAAAGAACAAAUGUGUGAUGCCUGGCGCUCAAGUGUCGCAGCAAAUAUUUAUGACGUCACAGUUGCCUGCGCUGACAACAAUAGCAACAACAACAACAACGGCAAGCACAACAAUACCAACAACAGCAGCAACAACAACGACGACGCCAACAGUUACAGCUCUUACUACAACAACAACUGCAUCGGCAAUUGCAGCAGCCGCUGCCGCCGCCGCCGCCGCAGCAACCGCAGCAGCAACAACACUACUACAGAAUAAAAAGCAAACGCCCAAAGCUUAAUAUUUACAUACGUACAUAAAUGCGAUCACACUUUUCUAUUCUCGCUCUCGCCCACACUCUCUGUCUAUUUUCCUCUCUUUCGCUCUCUGUCUCAUUCGUAGCUUAGCAUCUUAAGCUUAAGCUAAAGCUUUUAAGCCGCGCAAAUUGUACUACAAGAAAACUCGAAACUGAAACUUGUGCACUUUUUAAAUACAUGCAUACAUAUGUGUGUACAUG